This is a messenger RNA of Polypterus senegalus (gray bichir), 1734 nucleotides long. RefSeq names its product NIP7 nucleolar pre-rRNA processing protein (gene nip7). The transcript is spliced from 6 exons. Gene Ontology annotation, biological process: ribosome assembly; ribosomal large subunit biogenesis. Gene Ontology annotation, molecular function: RNA binding. Gene Ontology annotation, cellular component: nucleus; preribosome, large subunit precursor; nucleolus. Lineage: Eukaryota; Metazoa; Chordata; Cladistia; Polypteriformes; Polypteridae. The record is from RefSeq and is a predicted model, not a curated record. The coding region runs from base 266 to 796 and encodes 176 amino acids.
UGCAGGGGAGUGAAGUAAUGGAUAAGAUGCCUCACACAUGUUCAGCUUGGGUUUGUACACACCGCUGUAUGCUCCAAACCAGAUCCCGGGUUAUUACAUUUAAUAGCAAAGCAAAUGGGCAACACAGCAUCAAGUUUUCAGACAACACAACCAUGAUCAUCAACAACAACACUGAGGUUGACAAGAAGAAGAAGGUAAAAUACCUGACUAUAUGAUGCCGUGACAACAAUCUCUCUCUCUGAAUGUCAAGAAGAGAAAAGCGAGUAUGAUGCAUCAAUGCUCCUCUGUCCAGACAGUUUCCAGCUUCAGCAUCGGAGAAAACAUCAAACUUUUAGUGGAUCGCCCAGAUGGAGUCUACUGCUUUCGUUUGCACAAGGAUCGUGUUUACUACUUGAGUGAGAAACUAUUAAAACUGUCUACAAAUAUCUCCCGGGAUAAACUUAUCUCUGUUGGAACUUGCUUUGGGAAGUUCACAAAAACAAUGAAAUUCCGCCUUCAUGUCACUGCUUUGGACUAUCUGGCACCUUAUGCAAAAUAUAAAGUGUGGGUAAAGCCUGGUGCAGAGCAGUCAUUUUUGUAUGGAAAUCAUGUCCUCAAGUCUGGGCUGGGACGAAUAACGGAGAAUACAUCCCAGUAUCAAGGAGUUGUUGUCUAUUCUAUGGCUGAUGUCCCUUUGGGGUUUGGUGUUGCAGCAAAGUCCACACAGGAUUGCCGAAAGUUAGAUCCAAUGGCAAUUGUGGUGUUUCAUCAGGCAGAUAUUGGAGAGUAUUUAAGAAGUGAAGAUACUCUUACAUAGUCUACUAUUUAAUAACAUAUUCAGAACUCAAAAGACAAGACUGAAAAAAUAACACCAUGUCUGGUGCUGAAGGGUCAUUUCUGCAAGAGGCCGAGAUGCAGUGUGUGCCAUACAAGGCUAAACUUCAUACUGGACAGAUUGAUCAUUGUUGCUGUUUGUCAAGUUUUCUGACAGAAAAUGUACAGUUUUUUGAUGCAUUGCAUUUAUUACAACUGAUAUAUUAAAAUAUAUAUUGAUAACAAUGUAACAUAUUGUUAACAAAAAAAAAAUUCCAGUUAAUAUGUGUUUUAAAAUGAUCACAUUGCAUUAUAUUUAGAGUUUGUGUUAUGUGAAGUGUUCUUUCUUCUAGUUAUUGGGCACUCCCACUAGUCCAUUGUGCAGAAUUGCACAGCAGGGUUACUUAUCUUUGAGGCAGCAUGUAUAGUGGCAUUCUUUAACACAAAAUGAUAUGAGUCUACUUUUAAUAAAAGCAAAAAUUGUAGUUUCUUAUUCAUUGUUUUAGUUUAAAUUACAAAUAAAUGCAAACCUUAGGAUCAAUCACCAUUUAGUUCCCAUCAGGCCAUGUUAUAUGUGACUACUUUAGCAUUUUUUUUAUUUUUUUUAAAUUGUAGCCUUCAUGUAUAUAAUCUUUGUGAGUUGGAGGCAGUCGACUGGAUGCUUCAAUGAAGCUGUGUAAUGCGACAUACCUGGCAACUCGAUCCAUCCAGUCUGCGACUCACUCCAACAAAAUCAAACAGAUUUGAUUUUUGUCUUUAGUUGCAGGAAUAUAGACCCUGUGUACAUGAAAGUAGACAACUGAUGAAUGUGUAUGUGGGAGUACAAUGCAUAAAAUAUAGUGACAAGGAAUGACAGCGUUUUGGAGCUCACAAACAGAAACUGUUGUCUGUCUGAUGUAUUUCAUUUUAUGUACCGUGACAGAAUAGAAGCAAAAAAAAAAA